Gastrolobium bilobum is the source of this 854-nucleotide messenger RNA. Its product is annotated as acid phosphatase 1-like. NCBI's taxonomy places the organism in Eukaryota, Viridiplantae, Streptophyta, Magnoliopsida, Fabales, Fabaceae. The transcript has 3 exons. Gene Ontology annotation, molecular function: acid phosphatase activity. The record is from RefSeq and is a predicted model, not a curated record. The coding region runs from base 43 to 831 and encodes 262 amino acids.
UUCUUCCAACUCUAUUUAUAUUAUAUAUAUGCACCCCAAAAGAUGAUGUUAAAGAUGAAAAUGAUGCAGCGAGUAGUGAAGGGAUUGACUCUUUUGUUGGGCUUAUUAGCCAAGGUACUGUUCAGACAGAAACCUCAGUGUCACAAACAGAGUAUUACUCUUGAUGAUGACUCCGAUGAUGCCUACGGUCUCAGCUGGAGGUUGGCGGUUGAGUCCAACAAUGUGCGUCCAUGGCGUACGGUCCCACUUCAGUGCUACAACCACCUCCAUAACUACAUGACACGUGGCCAAUACCAUCAUGACCUCAAUCUCAUCGUCGAUCAAAUUUUGUUACAUUCCUCUGAGAUACCCCUCUCUCCUGAUGGCAUGGAUGCCUGGAUUUUAGACGUCGAUGACACUUGCAUCUCUAACUUAUCUUAUUAUCAAGCUAAGCGAUUUGGGUGCGACCCGUUUGAUAAAACGAUAUUCAAGGCAUGGAUAAUGAAAGGAAUGUGCCCGGCAAAUGCAGCUGUACUAGGAUUAUUUAACACUUUGAGACAAAGAGGAUUCAAAGUUUUCUUGCUAACAGGUAGAGACGAAGCAACACUCGGAAAAAUCACCACUGACAACUUGCGUAACCAAGGAUUCAUCGGCUAUGAGCGUCUUAUUUUGAGGACUGAACAAUACAGAGGGCUAAGUGCAGUGAGAUACAAGUCAGCAAUUCGGAAGGAGAUAGAAGGAGAAGGGUACAGGAUAUGGGGAAAUGUGGGAGACCAGUGGAGUGAUCUUCAAGGAGAGUGUUUGGGAAAUCGUACUUUCAAGCUCCCUAAUCCCAUGUAUUUCAUUUCUUGAACUAGUUUUAAGUACCAUCAUCC